Messenger RNA from Penicillium daleae, 291 nucleotides. RefSeq lists its product as uncharacterized. Bases 1 to 291 code for a protein of 96 amino acids. The transcript is spliced from 3 exons. The record is from RefSeq and is a predicted model, not a curated record. NCBI's taxonomy places the organism in Eukaryota, Fungi, Ascomycota, Eurotiomycetes, Eurotiales, Aspergillaceae.
AUGACCAGAAGAAAUCAGCAAGAUAAUACGACCCCAUCUACCCCUUCCCAUGAGGCAUUAGGCGGGGCAAAAGUAUCGCAGCCAGAACCUAGGGCUAAUUCUUUGAAUGUGAUAACAACUUCGGUGGAUGGCAUGUUUCUGCUCGCCCAGAUCUAUCUAAAUUCCUUGGCCGGCAAACGCUCACCCAAGGCAAUUCGAUCUGCUUUGAACGACCUUUCCUCUGACAUUGAGAAAUACGAGUCUGCAUACGAUGAUGCCAUGAAACGCAUCCAAAAAUGGACAGCUCCCUGA